Schistocerca piceifrons (Central American locust) is the source of this 1452-nucleotide messenger RNA. Its product is annotated as methionine aminopeptidase 2-like. The transcript is spliced from 2 exons. The record is from RefSeq and is a predicted model, not a curated record. Gene Ontology annotation, biological process: proteolysis. Gene Ontology annotation, molecular function: metalloaminopeptidase activity. NCBI's taxonomy places the organism in Eukaryota, Metazoa, Arthropoda, Insecta, Orthoptera, Acrididae. The coding region runs from base 1 to 1452 and encodes 483 amino acids.
AUGGCAGCUGUAAUGGCUAAUGUUGAGAAAUCGGAAGAAAAAUUGCCUGAUAAAGAGUUCGCUCACGAAAUAGACGAUGGGGAGGCGGAAGAAGGAACACCUGAUGCCUCGAAAAAGAAGAGAAGAAAAAAGAAGAGAAAAGAAGAGGCUGCAGCAGCUACUACAGAUGCCACACAAGGCUAUAUCCAGAGACAAGAUGAGGACAAAAUAGAACAACGUUUGAGGGUGGCACAUACUAGCUGUGAAGAUGGUGCUAAGGAUGGCAAGACGAAGAAAAAGAAGAAGAAAAGAAUUGUUGCAACAAAGGAAAAAGGCAACGACAAUGGCAAGAAGGAAGAGCAAAUAAAGCAGACGGACCCACCAUCCAUACCUAUUGUAGAUCUUUUCCCAAAUGGUUGCUAUCCCGUAGGACAAUGUAUGGACUAUCCCGUUAUAGGUGACUAUCGUACUGCUAGGCAACGUGUCACUUCAGAAGAACAGAAAGCAAUUGACCGCAUGAACGUUGACAUUUAUAAUGAGUUUAGAAUAGCUGCAGAAGCUCAUCGACAGACUAGAGAAUACAUUCGGCGAUGGAUGAAACCUGGCAUGACUAUGAUACAGAUUUGUGAGGAACUUGAAUCAGUAGCUCGCAGAUUAAUUAAGGAGAACGGUUUGAAGGCAGGUCUGGCCUUCCCUACUGGAUGUUCUCGCAACCAUUGUGCAGCUCAUUAUACGCCAAACAGCGGUGAUUCUACUGUUUUGUUAUAUGACGAUGUUACAAAGAUAGAUUUUGGAACUCACAUUAAUGGUCGAAUAAUAGACUGUGCGUUCACAUUGACUUUCAAUCCAAAAUAUGAUAAACUUGUUGAAGCUGUACGAGAAGCAACAAAUACUGGAAUAAGGUGUGCCGGUAUUGAUGUUCCACUUUGUGAUGUUGGUGCUGAGAUCCAAGAAGUUAUGGAGUCUUACGAGGUAGAAAUUGAUGGUAAAACAUAUCCAGUAAAAUCAAUUUGCAAUCUUAACGGCCACUCCAUAUCACAGUACAGAAUUCAUGCUGGAAAAACAGUGCCUAUAGUAAAAGGUGGUGACGCUACACUAAUGGAAGAAAAUGAAGUGUAUGCAAUAGAGACAUUUGGCUCUACUGGUCGUGGUCAGGUCCAUGCAGAUAUGGGAGUUUCUCAUUACAUGAAGAAUUUUGAUGCAUCACCCGGUCACUUACGGUUGCAGUCCUCACAGUCAUUACUGAAUACAAUAAACAAGCAUUUUAGCACACUAGCAUUUUGCCGUCGCUGGUUAGAAAGAGUUGGUUGUACUAAAUAUCAUAUGGCUUUGAAGGAUCUGAAGGACAAACACAUAGUUAAUGCAUAUCCACCACUUUGUGAUGUUAAAGGAUCAUACACUGCACAGUUUGAACAUACAAUUUUGUUGCGUCCAACGUGCAAAGAAGUUGUAAGCCGGGGUAGUGAUUACUGA